AUGGACCUCUGGGGCCCCAAUCCCACCCCCACCAGGCAAGGUCAUCGCUACCUGCUCAUACUGGUAGAUGACCACAGUCGGUACUCCACUGUCUCUCUCCUUCGCAAGAAGGCGGAGGCCCCGGCUGCCAUUAUUGCCUGGGCUGAACAAGCACGCACCCAUUUCAAACGCCCUGUCUCUCGCUUCCAUUCCGAUGGCGGCGGUGAGUUCCUUAACCGGAUGCUUUCCUCCUACUGCUCCACCCAUGGCAUUAUCCACACCUACACCCUUCCUCAUUCCCCUCAGCAAAAUGGUGUGGCGGAGAGCAGGGUUCGGGAGGUCACCAAGACCGCUCGAUGCCUCAUGGUCCAUGCCUCCUGCCCGCCUUCUCUGUGGGGUUAUGCUAUCCUCCACGCCGCCAUCCUCACUAAUCUCUACCCCCAUCCCUCACGGCCCACCACUACUCCCACCGAACUCUGGACCUCCACUAAACCCGACAUCUCCCCCCUGCGCGUGUGGGGCUCCAAGGCGUAUGUUCUCAUACACCCUGAGGACCGUUCACGUGCAGCUGGGAAACUUGCCUCCCGCACCCUCCCUUGCAUCUUCAUUGGUCAUAACCCCACCUCCCCGGACUACCUCUUCCUCCACCCCCCCUCAGGUCGUCUCAUUCGUAGUCGGGAUGUGGUUUUUGAUGAAGCCAAUCCGUACUACACCUCCCCCUCCGCCCCUAACCCCCUCCCCCUCACCAUACGUCCUCUCCUCUGGACUGACACUGUCAUCACCCCUCCCCUUCAACCUCCCCCCACCCUGGUCAUACCCGCACCCCCACCCCCUCCCCCCUCUCUCCCAACCUCCUCAGGGGACAUCCUUGACCCGGCUGCCCCACCCUCCCCUUCCGCUGUAACUCCCUCUUCCCCCACUGACCCUCCCCCUCUCCCCGCUGACCCCCCCCCUCCCUCCCCACCCCCUCCCCCUCCCUCUCCAUCCCCUCCCCCCCUGAACUCUCCCCCACCCCCUCCCCUCUCCCAACCUCCACCCUCCCCAUCUCCUCCUUCGCCCCCUUCCCCUCCACCAUCUCGGCCCUUACUUUCGUCCCCUCCUCUGCUCCUUCGUCACUACCCUCACACCCGCUCCACAGUCCCCAUCCUUGGUCCCCCACGGUCCAAUCACCUCUCCCUCCGGUCUCUCACAUCCAUUCCACUCCUCCACCACUCUAGCACUUCCCCACUCCCCCGCACCAGCCCCUCAGGUUCUCACACCAGCCGCGCUCCCGUCUCCCUGCCCCUCACGGCAACUCAGCGCAGCAGAGCAGCAUUGCAGCUGUCUCCUCGCCCCGACCCUCGGCGCAGCAGAGCAGCAGUGCAGCCGUGUUCCCGCUCCAGCCUGACCCUCCAGCGCAGCUGUCUUGCAUCUUCACCGCCUCCUCUUCCUCCUCCUCUCUCUCCGGACCUCUAUGAAGACUCUCAUGAUGAACUCCUUUUCCUCCACCUCCUCUCACCCACCAUCGCCCCUGUCGUCCGCACCAUGGCUGGUACUACGGUCCUUCUUUUCUCCAACACCCCCACCAUCUACGAACCCACCACCUACGAGCAAGCAAUUGCAUGUCUUGACGCACCUCUCUGGAUCGAGGCCAUGGUCAAGGAAUGCAACGCCUUCAUCCACAACCGCUCUUUCCUCGACGUCCCUCGCCCCUCCAAGCACAACGUGGUCAAAGGCAGGUGGCUCUUCCGAGUAAAACUACUCCCUGGUGAAGCUCCUGUCUACAAGGCUCGGUAUGUGGCGAAAGGCUUUACACAGACUUAUGGCUCGGACUUCUUCGAGACCUACUCACCUACCGCCACUCCGCCGGUCAUUCGCGUGUUUCUGGACUUCGUUGGCAGACGCGGGAUGCUCCUCCACUCCAUGGAUGUCACCACGGCCUUCUUACAAGGCGACCUCCACGAACUCAUCUUCUUGGAACGUCCCAAGGGCUUCCACGCUCCUCACGACCCUGCCACCGUCUGGAAACUACUACGCCCUGUUUACGGGCUCAAACAAGCACCUCGAGAAUGGCACGCCAAACUCUCAUCCACCCUUCGCGCACUUGGCUUUCGCCCCUCCCGUGCUGCCUCUUGCCUCUUCCUUCGCUUAACUCCGUCACCCUUCUUCAUCCUCGUCUACGUCGACGACAUGCUGCUAGCAGCUGAGACAGCUGCUGAACUUCAGGAGGUCAAGGAUGAGCUGCAGCAACGUCUCGCCUGCAAAGAUCUGGGGGAAGUCCGCAACUACCUUGGCAUGGAGAUCACCCGCGACCUCACUGCCAAGACUAUCACCCUCUCUCAGUCAUUCUACAUCGGGAAGGUGCUCGAGAGAUUCGGCAUGUCCAAAUCCAAACCCAUCCCCACACCACUUGCAUUCGGGCAUCGGCUGUCCCCUCCAGCCACUCCUGUCACCUCCCCUCAUCCCUAUGCAGAACUCGUUGGGGCCCUGAUGUACGCUAUGGUCUGCACUCGUUGGGGCCUUGCAUACCCCGUCAGUGUCCUGGCGCGGUUUGUUGGCACUGGCAGGCAUGGUGAGGAGCACUGGAAGGCGGCCAUGCGUGUUCUGCGCUACCUCCAAGGCACAAAGGACUAUGGCCUCACGCUUGGUGGUGUGGACCCACCUGUUCUUCAAGGCUUCAGUGACUCAUCUUGGGCGGAUGCACAGCCGGACCAUCGCAGUUCUCAAGGAUAUGGCUUCUCCCUUGGGAGCGGCCUCAUCAGCUGGCGCUCCACUCGCUCCUCCUCCGUCGCCCUCUCCUCCUGCGAAGCCGAGCUGUACGCAGUCACCAUGGCGGCUCAAGAGGCACGCUGGCUUAGCUAUCUUCUCACCGACCUUGGCUCACCACAGCCCUGCCCCACCCUGUGGUGUGACAACGAUAGUACCAUCCACCUCACCAAGGAGGCCGUCUUUCAUGGUCGCUCCAAACACAUCGAACUCCGCUACUACUUUGUCCGCGAUCUUGUGCAAGAUGGUCACAUCACUGUUCGUAAAAUCGACUCGUCCGCCAACCUCGCUGACCUCUUCACCAAGGCUCUCCAUCGCUCUAACCACUCUGCGCUCCUGCGCCUUCAGGGACUUGCUCCCCGCGGUGGCUGA
This is a messenger RNA of Closterium sp. Yama58-4, 3096 nucleotides long. NCBI's taxonomy places the organism in Eukaryota, Viridiplantae, Streptophyta, Zygnematophyceae, Desmidiales, Closteriaceae. The record is from the annotation of a GenBank genome assembly.